Strongylus vulgaris is the source of this 367-nucleotide messenger RNA. The record is from the annotation of a GenBank genome assembly. NCBI's taxonomy places the organism in Eukaryota, Metazoa, Nematoda, Chromadorea, Rhabditida, Strongylidae.
AACCAGAGUAUGGUACAUAAGCAGAGAAAAUUCAACAUCUCCCUUGUAAUUUCAAGUUUGCUCUCAUGUAAAUGCAUUUUCAGUCGUUCGACACGGUUCCCUGUCUGGACGACGUGGUCGAUUAUCGUCAAAAACAAAAUGUCAUCGUGGUGACGAACAACCAAGCCCACCUCUGCCGCUUUUGGCUUUGAUUGUCAGGGCACAUGACGCUUACAAGUCUACGCCAACACCUGUUAGAUAUGUCUCACCUCAUUGGCUAGGUGGAUACUGUACUUGUAGCAUGUGGUCUCCAGCUGACUAUGAAGUUAUAGAAGAGCAGAAAAGAGAUAGAUGGCUUAUCAAAAUGGUGCUAUUUGCAAGAACAUAG